Messenger RNA from Argentina anserina (silverweed cinquefoil), 1403 nucleotides. Its product is annotated as probable E3 ubiquitin-protein ligase RHC1A. Bases 263 to 1189 code for a protein of 308 amino acids. Gene Ontology annotation, biological process: protein ubiquitination. The transcript is spliced from 2 exons. NCBI's taxonomy places the organism in Eukaryota, Viridiplantae, Streptophyta, Magnoliopsida, Rosales, Rosaceae. The record is from RefSeq and is a predicted model, not a curated record. Gene Ontology annotation, cellular component: cytoplasm. Gene Ontology annotation, molecular function: ubiquitin protein ligase activity.
UUAUUUCAAAGUCCUUGCCUAUCUGGUAAGGGUGGUUCUCUAUCCCUCCGCCACCGACUUCCGGUAAUCUUCUCCGAUUGCCAAAAUAACGAUCGUCGUAUAAGAAAUAGACCAGGCGGUCGGUCGUAGUUGGUGGCUCGGAGGUUUGAUUACUUUGAUUGAUCAGUGCUUCUGCAUGAUUUGUCGUUGCUAAUCCUUACAGUUGAAGAGUUAAGGGGACAACACUUGUUGAUUGUGUCAUUCUAGUUUGGAAUUGGAGAGCAUGUCAAGCGGUCGAAACACCCAUUGGUGCUAUAGGUGCAGGCGGCCGACUCAGCUGCAAGGGCAAGAUGCGGUCUGCCGAAACUGCAGUGGGGGAUUUGUUCAAGAACUUGAUGACAUGGUUCAUAUCAGCUCACUGGAUUUCUUUGGACCUCAAAACGAUGAGGAUCAUGAUAGACGGUUUGGGUUCAUGGAAGCUUUCUCAGCUUGGCAGCAGUUGGCAGACAGAAGAGGUGAUAUUGUGCGGGGUCGAUCAGAUUUAGUUCCUGAACAUUCCCCGGGGUUUUCCCCUUUGUUGAUUUUUGGUGGCCAAAUUCCUUUCCGCUUGUCUGGGAAUGGUGCAUUUGAAGCUCUGUUCAAUGGGUCUCCUGGAGUAGGUGUGACACGGGGUAAUGUGGGUGAUUAUUUUGUUGGUCCUGGCUUGGAAGAAUUGUUUGAGCAGCUUUCAGCUAAUGAUAGGAGGGGUCCUCCCCCUGCAUCGAGGGGUUCUAUUGAUGCAAUGCCAACUAUCAAGAUCACAAACAAGCAUCUUCGUUCUGAUUCACAUUGCCCUGUUUGCCAAGACAAAUUUGAGUUGGGAUCUGAAGCGAGGCAAAUGCCAUGUAAACAUGUAUAUCACUCAGAUUGUAUUGUACCAUGGCUAGUCCAGCAUAAUUCAUGCCCUGUUUGCCGCCAAGAACUAAAUCCGCAAGGAUCUGCAAGUGGUCGUAAUGAAAACAGUAGAAGUAGAAGCAGUGGUAAUACCAGUGGAAGAGAGACUGGUAGGGAAAGCCAAGGAAGACGAAAUCCAUUUUCUUCUCUGUGGCCGUUUCGCGCUUCUAGUUCUAGCUCUAGUUCUAACCGUAACCCACCACAUGAAAGCAGCCCACCAACAGCGCGUGAGAAUAGAAAUGAAAUGGAGUAUUCAGGAUGGCCCUUUGACUAUUAAGAUGUUGCUAUGUUGCUUGCUUUCCUUGGGAUCUGAAUCGAAAGCUUACUGCAAUUUGUGUCUGGUCAGUUCAGUCUUAGACUCCAUUGUGCUUUUUUUGUUUAAAAGGGUGUAUGAACGGUCGUUUGGUGUUUAAAUACCUCUUUCCAUGUGAAUAACUAUUCCUUCUUCUGGUAAGUGUAUGUUUCUAAAUAUAUUACAUAUAUUUUCCUCA